UGUGGUUUUUAGUUGUCAAAUGAGAAUGAAGAGUUUUGGGCAGGCGAUUAUUACAAAACUCAAUAAUUAAUCGUGAAAAUUGUUUGUGAACUAUCGUAGUAAUAUAAAGAGACUCUUAUAUUUUUUGUGAUGGGAUAAUUUAUUAUAUGGACUAAGUGCAGUGCGUGUUAUUGAUGUGUUUACGAUUCGUAAAAUGUUCCCUAGACACAGUUUGGAAUCAUACAACAUCACCAUGCCCUAUGUUCGGUGACGGAAGCCACGAAAAGUGUUACGAUAUUACUUAAUUUGGGACAUUAAACUGUACUAUCAUGUGACUUUAUGUGAGUUAACUGUGUAAAGUUAGUAAGUGCCUUAAGUAAUUAGCCGCUUUUAUAAAUAUCUUAGAUUAAGCCAACCAUUUAAGGCACAUGCUGCUCAAUGGAUACCGAAAAAAAAGCGACCUCAAAUGUAAAAGUAAAGAAGAGCGGGCGUAAAAAUGAGAAAAAGAAAAAAACUGAGGCACAAGACACUGACGUCACGUUAGACGAAGUAUGUCAGCAAAUGAGCAAGCUGGCGGAUGAAGACGCGGGCAGCGUCUCGGCCAGCUCCACCGAUAGCGAAGACUUGGUAAAUGCUAUUAACUACAACACCAUUACAUCACUCGCCGCCCUCAAGGAUAUAAUCCAGGGCGACAACAAUGAUACUCCAGAAACAGAUAGUUUCUUCCAACACUACUUUAUGAAUCACUGCAACAAUCUAUCUAGUAGGAACUCUAAUUCGCCGUUCCCAUUCCCGGAGCGGCGAAGAUUAUCACAAUGCCGCGAGGAAGAUGAGGACGAUGAGAAGAAAGAUUGUGAUCUACUGUUCUCGCCUGUUCGGAGUGAAGCUAAGCCUCAAAAUAUAACGAGAAGCAAUCGUAACAAUAUUGCUAAUAAAAAUAUCACAACUGGAACAGAAGAUCAGAAUGCUAAUGUAGUCAGCGGGUCGGCAUCUGCUGAUAACCAUGUGGCAGAUGACCAGGAGCCUCCUAAGAGGACUGUGAUGGGAGCUCGCCACAAGUUCCUGGUGACUACAACUGAACCACCGACUGCGCCGCCUGCCGUCGAACGAGCUCUACGAACACAUGUGCAUAACGCACACACGGUCCAUUUCGGCACGAAAGGUGCUGAAGAACUACGGCCGAAUGUGCGCUCCAUUUUUGCAGGACAGAAUCUCCACCUUGAUAAACACUAUUUUGAUAGUAGUUUGAUUGAAAUUAGAUCUACCGUUGAUGAUGAUGUGCCCGCUAGUUCUGAGGACAUUUGGGUUAAAAGGACCGAAGACAAAGUGGCUCCUAAAGAAGCACCCGUGUCUGUAGCAGACUUAUUGAAGAUUGACGAAGAAGUAGUCAAAUCGCCCAAGAAGAAUAUAGAAGAAGUGAGAGCUCGUUCGGGCACAUGGGGUGCUGCCACUGGCACCAAACCAAAGGAGCCCGUCAAGAAAACUGUGCGGAAAGAAAAAGAUGUACGACGCAGUAGCGAUGAUAGACGGCAGAAAAGAGAACAACGUCUGGAUGCAGCCAUCACCCGCAGCACCCAGUCCGUGGGUGAACGCAAGAGACGCAGCUCUAGUGAUGAUGGACAGGCUCAUCCUAUGUACCAGCAGACUAUACACGGAACCUCCGGGGUGAGUCGAAGGCCUGCGCUCUUCAAUAUCCUCAAGUCCAAGCCUCGUGGGGAAGUCAAGAAACAACCCUCACUUAUGCAGCAAGUCAUGGCUGCAGUACAGAACAUGACGAAAUCCAGCACUCCAUCAAAAGAACCCGUGAAAGCGGAGGCGAAGGUAGACCCACCAGCUACUCCAGAGCUGAAGGCCAGAGACGGCUCCGCACAUCCACACCCUGGAAGUGAUACCAAAUACUACCACACGGUGACAGCAGCGUCGUCGCGUCGUCCCAGCGCGAUGUCCAAAGUCAUGGAGAUGUUCCGAGGCCGAGCCUCCAUGCCCGGCCAGAGUCCGCCGAUAGAGGGCGCCGAGAAACGCAAAGCGAGGGUGAUAGCUCAGCAUCAACAAUAUGCAGCAGGAGCCCAACUCCGGAGAGCGGCAUCCCAAGAUGCAGAGAAGCGUCGGUCAUCACUAGGCCAUGUGCCCACCGCACGUCACAGAGGGUCGGAUGCCUUCCUGGAUCCUCACCAUGCGGCCAUGCUGUUCCGAGACUCUCGGGGGUUGCCGGUGGCGGAUCCAUUUUUGGACAAAGUCAACCUUUCCGACUUAGAGGAAGAUGAGUCCCAGAUAUUCGUGAAGUUCUUCAAGUUUCACAAAUGUUACGACUUGAUACCGACGUCGGCGAAGUUGGUGGUAUUUGACACACAGCUACUGGUGAAGAAGGCGUUCUUCGCUCUCGUCUAUAACGGAGUCCGCGCUGCGCCUCUAUGGGACUCGCAGCGCCACAAGUAUGUGGGCAUGCUCACCAUCACGGACUUCAUCAAGAUACUGCAAAUGUACUACACCAGUCCCAAUGUCACCAUGGAAGAACUUGAGGAGCACAAACUUGAGACUUGGCGCGAAGUACUGCAAGGAUCGGUAAUGCCGCUGGUGUCCAUUGGGCCCGACAGCUCGCUGUUCGAGGCCAUCCGAAUUCUGAUCACCAACCGCAUCCAUCGAUUGCCCGUCAUCGAACCGGAGACAGGCAACGUGCUCUACAUACUCACGCAUAAGAGGAUACUGCGUUUUCUAUUUUUAUAUAUAAACGACUUGCCAAAGCCCGCGUACCUGCAACGCAAGCUCCGUGACCUGCGCAUAGGCACUCACAAUGACAUCGAGACUGCCACCGAAGACACGUCUAUCAUAGACGCGCUUCGGAAAUUCGUCAACCGUCGCGUCUCUGCGCUCCCCAUCAUCGACAGUGACGGACGUCUGAAGGACAUUUACGCCAAAUUCGACGUCAUUAAUCUGGCAGCUGAGAAAACGUACAACAAUUUGGACGUGUCCCUGAAGACGGCGAACGAACAUCGCAACGAGUGGUUCGAGGGCGUCCAGAAAUGCACCCUGGAUGAAACUCUCUUCGAUGUCAUGGAGAGGAUAGUUCGCGCUGAAGUGCAUCGUCUAGUGGUCGUCGACGAGAAUGAUAAAGUGAUUGGUAUCAUAUCGCUUUCUGACCUCCUAAUGUACCUCGUUUUACGUCCCACCGGGGAAUGCAACGCCGGGGGUACCAGCCUCAGGAACGAACACUCGUCCAUUGAAGAAAAAGACGAGGGCGCCACAGAGGCAACCAAUGACACUGCAGAAAAGGUCAAGGUCGAAAUCACCGUCGAAGGUCAAACCGAAGGUCAAGGUGAAGGUCAACCCGAAAGUGCCAACACUGAGGAGGCUAAAGAGUGCCAAGAUUCGUAAAGUGUUGAGUUUUUUAGUUUGUGAUGUGUCGAAGGAGCGCGGUUUAUUUUUGUUUGCAUUUCCAUUUUCGUAAAACUUUUAGCGGUAGUGAGUAACCAGUACAAGGUUUUUGUUGAUCUGGAUUUAAAAUGCUAUUGAUUUUGCAAAAUCAUGCAAUUUUGUUGACGAUUUGUAUACAAAGGUGAUAAUCAUUGAGUUACGAUAUUAUACGUUUAUAGCGGUCAAUAUGGAAUUAUAUGCUUUUAAAUCAUGCUAAAAAUUUACGUUUGAAGUUAUAAAGACUAUUUCAAGGUCAUUUUAUGAAAUGUCAUUUAUGAAUAUUGGAUAGAAGAGUAGCUUCUAUUAUAUAUAGCUUUUGUAACCAGGACUGUAAUUAUGUACCAUCAGACAAUUCGUCAAUUAUGUCAAAGUAAAUACUAUAAUCAUCAUCAUCGGCAAGAAUCUUGAGCGCUGACCUGCACCUGCGCAGAAGUGAUUUAUUGGGUCCCUUUUGUGGUAUGAAGUGAGGCGCGGGGGCGUUGAAAAGCGGUGAAUUGGCCCGCAGCGCAUCGCGUCAUAGCCUUCACUCGGGAUUGGUUCUUUACUAAUAAAUCACUUCUGCGCAGGGGUAGGUCAGCGCUCAAGAUUCGUGCCGAUGAUUAUACCAAGCUUUUACUAUAUGGAGCAACCAUUUAAAAGAUCAUAGAUUUUGGUUGUGAUAAAAAACCAAAACAAGUUUUGUUUCACUUUGAAAAGUUUUGUUAUUUCUUUUUCAAUUCCAGUUUUGAUACGAUAUUUAUGUGUAUAUUCCAUAUUUGUUUGUAUAAUUUUGUGGUUUCACCUCACGUUGUAUUAUUCCUCCAUAUUGUGACUAAUUAUGUUUUGUACCGAUAGAAUAUUAAACCAAUAGAAUCAAAAAUCUGAUUAAAAUGUUCUAUAAUCUGUAUAUUUUCAAUAUUUAUUCGUUUAGCAUAGGAAUUAGCAUUGUUCAUAUUCUUGGAGCUUCAAAUUAAGUUCAAUAGAUCCAUUUUUCAAAAAUGUGUCAAAUUCUAAAAUUCUAUUCAUAUUAUAACAGAAUAUUAGCUGUGUUAAUUCCUCUCUACAGUUCUAAGAAGAUUUUUUUUGGCAUUAGGAUUAAAUACA
This is a messenger RNA of Helicoverpa zea (corn earworm), 4473 nucleotides long. RefSeq lists its product as uncharacterized. The transcript is spliced from 16 exons. Lineage: Eukaryota; Metazoa; Arthropoda; Insecta; Lepidoptera; Noctuidae. The record is from RefSeq and is a predicted model, not a curated record. The coding region runs from base 418 to 3351 and encodes 977 amino acids.